CUUGACAGUCCUAUAAGAAUCGAGACGGCUGCCGUCUCUCUCCGUCUCCCGUUCUCGAAAGCUCUGAGCAUCGUCGGAAAGUUGCAAUGGCAAGCGGAGGAGAAGGCCGCGCCACUCUCGGUCUAACGAAGCCCGUUGCAAUCGAAGUUCCUCAGGUCUCAUUCUCUGCGAAGGAGAUUGAUUUUGCAGAAUGGAAAGGUGAUUUACUCACAAUUGCUGUAUCUGAGAAGGAUAUUUCGAAGGAUGAAGACUCUAAGUUUCUGAAUUCAAUUUUGAAAAAGCUGGAUGGUCAGCUUAACGGUCUUCUCAGUGAAGUUUUGAUUGAGGAAGAUUUCAAGGGAAAAAAUGGGCAGUCUGUGGUUCUUAGGCUUCCUGGAUUUGGUUUUAAAAGGCUGGGUCUUGUUGGGGUGUCUCAAAGCACUUCAUCGUCUUUGGCAGCAAUACAUCGGGAGAUUGGCGAAGCCAUUGCAGCAGCUGCAAAGGCUGCCCAUGCUAGUAGUGCUGCUAUAAUUCUUGCUUCUACAAAUGGAAUUUUGGAUGAAUUCAAGUUAACUGUUGCUUCCGCAAUUUCAACUGGAAUUGUGCUGGGAUAUUAUGAAGACAACAGAUAUAAGUCGGAGUCGAAAAAGUUUUACUUAAAAUCAGUGGAUAUUAUUGGUUUGGGUUCUGGACCAGAGUUCGAUAAGAAGCUGAAGUAUUCAAAUGCUGUUUCCUCAGGAAUUAUCUUUGCCAAAGAGCUUGUGAAUUCGCCCGCCAAUGUGCUUACACCAGCCAUACUGGCAGAAGAAGCUUCAAAAAUUGCUUCCACGUACAGUGAUGUCUUUACUGCAAAAAUAUUAGAUGUGGAGCAAUGCACGGAAUUGAAGAUGGGUUCAUAUCUUGGUGUUGGUGCUGCCUCCUCAAAUCCACCACAUUUCAUCCAUUUAUGUUAUAGACCUCCAAAUGGCGAUGUGAAAACGAAAAUAGCCAUAGUUGGAAAAGGAUUGACGUUUGACAGCGGUGGUUACAACUUAAAGGUUGGGCCAGCUUGCUCAAUAGAUACAAUGAAAUUUGAUAUGGGAGGCUCUGCUGCUGCUUUUGGUGCAGCAAAAGUUAUUGGUCAAAUCAAACCUCCAGGAGUUGAGGUUCAUUUUAUCGUGGCUGCUUGUGAAAAUAUGAUCAGCGGCACAGGCAUGAGACCAGGUGAUAUUGUGACUGCAUCCAAUGGAAAGACAAUUGAGGUUAAUAAUACUGAUGCUGAAGGAAGGCUAACCCUUGCAGACGCUCUGGUAUAUGCUUGUAAUCUAGGUGUCGAAAAGAUUGUUGAUUUGGCAACCCUAACCGGCGCUUGCAUUGUUGCCCUUGGGCCCAGCAUUGCAGGAAUCUUCACUCCCAACGAUGAACUAGCAAAAGAGAUUGCUGCUGCUUCCAUGUUAACCGGUGAGAAAUUCUGGAGGUUGCCUUUGGAGGAGAGUUAUUGGGAGUCAAUGAAGUCGAGUGUUGCUGAUAUGGCUAAUAGUGGAGGCCGUCAUGGCGGCGCUAUCUUGGCUGCACUUUUCCUCAAACAGUUUGUGGAUGAAAAGGUCCAGUGGAUGCAUAUAGAUGUUGCUGGUCCAGUUUGGAAUGAUAAGAAGCGCAUUGCCACAGGGUUUGGUGUAUCAACUUUGGUGGAAUGGGUUCUCAAGAAUUCUUCUUAAAUCAAAUACUGAGAGAUGCAGCAAAUGGAGUAAAACAAACUUUAUUCAGGUUCGGUUCAUGAAAGCAUUAAGAAACAUUCUCAAAUUUACUGCAAAUUAAAGAACUUUGAUCUGAUUUUCUGUUGUCUGAUGUUUUAUUAGUUUGUUAUGUAUUAAUGUUGCUUGUUGUCAUAAUUUUUAUGAUUUGUAGCUGUGAGUGGCCGUGUAAAAUAGCUGAAUUUUGAGUGAAUUUGAAGUGUUGUUAGGCUUUUGGCUUGUUAAAUAAAGAGUCAAAACUUUGUAUUUGUGUU
Phalaenopsis equestris is the source of this 1966-nucleotide messenger RNA. Its product is annotated as leucine aminopeptidase 2, chloroplastic-like. Lineage: Eukaryota; Viridiplantae; Streptophyta; Magnoliopsida; Asparagales; Orchidaceae. The record is from RefSeq and is a predicted model, not a curated record. Gene Ontology annotation, molecular function: metalloaminopeptidase activity; manganese ion binding. Gene Ontology annotation, cellular component: cytoplasm. The transcript has 10 exons. Gene Ontology annotation, biological process: proteolysis. Bases 87 to 1676 code for a protein of 529 amino acids.